AUGACCACCGAAGAUUCGAUGCAGUCAACCAGCCAGCACACCGAGUCUACAUUCGCCGGCUGGCCUGCACAGACCACCGGUCAAACCGACAGCAGCACGACGCAGCCGCCCGCUUCCACCAGCGAAACCGGGGCAACGCAGCCACCCGCCUUCACCAGCAAGCCCGCUCGACCAACCACCCUGCAACCCAGCACGCUGACCAUCAACCUGCCUGCUCCAAUGUCAACCUCUAGUCACGCCACUACCGCAACCAGCAACAUGGCCAACUUACCGGCUCCAGCCGUCAGCUACACCGGCAACCUCAGCCAGCUGACCAGCAUAGCGACCCUGCUACCGUUCUUCCGCGGCAAGCUCCAUGAAGACCCCAUCACCUUCAUGCGACAGUGCACCGAGCUGCUACAGGGUCACCACAUUCCCAGCUAUACCUGGGUCAUGCUUCUAAAAGCACAACUACAAGACGACGCCGCCGCCUGGUGGAGAGACUACGGAGAAUUCGUCACCACCUGGGAACAGUUCCGUGACCGACUUCAGGCCCGUUUCUCGGGAGCCCAUAAAAUCGCAGCCGCUCACACAGAAUUUUAUGGCACCACCCACAAACCGAACCAGCCAGUGGAGCGAUUCAUCCGUCAGAAGCUCCAACUACAGCAGCGCUUAGGAACCAACCUGGCUGAAGACAAGGUGAUCGCCCUGCUCAUCGGUCAGCUGAGUUCCGAGCUUCGCACCCUAGUUCGAGCUGCUCGUCCCACAAACUAUGAAGAGCUGAUCAUGAUCGCCAACGACCUGGAAACCGACCUCAACAGUCGACCAAAAUAUAAGCCGCCUUAA
Nilaparvata lugens (brown planthopper) is the source of this 825-nucleotide messenger RNA. RefSeq names its product activity-regulated cytoskeleton-associated protein-like. The coding region runs from base 1 to 825 and encodes 274 amino acids. The transcript has a single exon. Lineage: Eukaryota; Metazoa; Arthropoda; Insecta; Hemiptera; Delphacidae. The record is from RefSeq and is a predicted model, not a curated record.